CAUCCAAUAGCGAAGACCUGACUUGUGAACGGAAAAGCAAGGAGGAACAGGAAUCCUUUUUAAAUCCGCAGGUUGCGAUUGGGCGCACGCGCACACACCUCCUCGACACCCAUCCAUGCAUGCGUGCAUCCAGAGCCCGCUACACAAAUAGACAGUGCACCCAGCAGGUGGUAGACAAGCUAGUAGGAGAAAUUUUCCACUACGACCCGAUUAGUGGCUUACAGUUGGCGCAGACUCGACCUGCCAGCUGCGUUACCGCUACACCGCACCAUCGCAACCUGAAGACUUAUCACAGGACACUAAACCCGAGUUAACUCUUCAAAACAGAUCUGAGCUCCAUCUCAUCUAAAGGAACGGUUGUUUCUGUCAGCUUGAAGCAGUGAUGGACUUCCUUGCUGGAUGCAUAGGAGGUGCUGCCGGGGUCCUCGUCGGACAUCCUUUUGACACGGUUAAGGUUCGUCUUCAGGUCCAGAGUGUGGAUAAACCACUUUACCGAGGGACUUUUCACUGUUUCCAGUCCAUCAUACGUCAAGAGUCAAUGUUUGGCCUUUAUAAAGGCAUUGGGUCACCCAUGAUGGGCCUGACGUUCAUCAAUGCCAUCGUCUUUGGUGUUCAGGGCAACACCAUGCGCAUGUUGAGUGAGGAUACACCUAUGAACCAGUUCCUAGCCGGAGCGGCGGCCGGUGCCAUCCAGUGUGUGAUCUGCUGCCCGAUGGAACUGGCCAAAACCCGAAUGCAGAUGCAAGGAACGGGCGAGAAGAAGUCAUCCUCUCGGAAGGUCUACAAAAACUCGCUGGACUGCUUGGCUCGCAUUUAUCAGCGUCAGGGCUUGCGGGGAGUCAACCGGGGAAUGGUUACGACUCUUAUCCGGGAGACGCCGGGCUUCGGCGUUUACUUCCUCGCGUACGACCUCCUGACGCGUUCGCUGGGAUGCGAGCCGGAGGACCCGUACAUGAUUCCCAAACUGCUGUUCGCCGGCGGCAUGUCGGGAAUCGCGUCCUGGCUUUCGACAUACCCGGUGGACGUGAUAAAAUCCCGGCUCCAGGCUGACGGGGUUGGCGGAAACUACCAGUACAGCAGCAUCAUGGACUGCACGAGGAAGAGCAUCCAGCGUGAAGGUUGGCGGGUUUUCACGCGUGGACUUACUUCCACUCUUUUACGGGCUUUUCCAGUUAACGCAACCACUUUCGCGACGGUCACCCUCUUCCUUUUGUACGUACGUCCGGACGACGGUCCGAAAGAUUGCGAAGCUGCUCCAGGUCCGCAUCACGCGCCGUUGCAGCAGCAAGUGCAACCAUCCAGUCUGUGAGUAACCUCAUCUCUCUGGAAUAUCAACUAGCUUGUAGCACUUCCCAAAUCAUGGCUGACCUGUUACUAAACUAAACUGUGCAGUCAGCACAUCUGUCCAGUGUAAACGGAAUUGCACAACCUUUCUAUCUGUACACUGACUUGAGCUCUGCAUUUGUAAACAUAUUUUUAUAUUCAAUGAUAUUUAACAAACACGUUCCCUGUGUCUGCCUUACGAGAGCUGAAAGAAUCCGACCUGUGAAAGUAAGAAUUUGCAUGUUGAUGUAAUCAACAGCUCCUUUUGUUGUUACUUGGCAGAACUAGAAAAACUUGCUUUGACAUUGCAAAUUAUUGCUACACUGAAGAGAAACCAGUGUCUAAACAAAUCCUCGCAAACAUACAUCAAGUUUAGUUAGGGUGGACACCAAUUGAUGUGAAUGAAAAGAGGCUGUAAUGUGUAGACGUAUAGCCCAUUGGAUGUAGGUUGUGCCGUCUUAAGGUUAUAGUGUGUUUCCAGAGGUUUUGGUCCACUGGAAAGAUGCUUUUUGGAAAGUUAGUUACCAAGGUCCUUCUCAGCCUUGUUUUUGUUUGCAUCUAAUCUAACAUGGCCUCUAACCUGACUAAAUUAAUACCCCGGAUAAAAGAUUAAAUUUGUACUCUCAACCCCACCCAGGCAUGGACAAAUAUGACUUUGGCACUGGAGAAAAUAGUCUUUGUUAUUAUGAUGUUUUUAAUCUGAGAAGUGAGAACCUCCUUUUAGUGGAAGCUUCUGGUGAAAUUGAAAGGUUACGAUAUCUUGGCCCAAUUUUCAAGCUGUGCAAUGAAUAUGGUAGACACCAAAUUACAUUUGCCAAUGUUCCCAAGUUUCUAAAUCACUAUCACUAAUAUGAUGUCUGAGGAACUGUUGAUAUCAUCUACUUGAAUUGUAUUAGCUUGAGUUCAUUUGGUUGCUGGUGGACUAAAAAAGAGAAUGAACCAAAGGUUUUUGUCCGACAAAUCAAAUUCUGUCCCCUCAGUGUAAGUUAUGAGUACUUUCCUUGUCCAAGCGUCUUCUGCCCUGAAAUUAUGGUUUAUUAUCUACAAAAUUAAUGCAGUAUUUGCAUGUUUUCUGUAACUUAUUAAAGUGUUGGGAUACAAGUUGUAUCUGCCCCAGUGGACGUCCACUGUAACUAUAUCUAUACUGCUAUUAGAGUUUUAAAUGACCUGCUGUGUUUAAAUAACAUCUUUUGAUUGACUGAAGCAUGUGGGUUGUCUCUAGAGUUAUACUGUAAGAUCAAUAUAUUUUAUGCUUGUAUAUAUCGAGGCUGGAAUUUUCUUAGCAUACAGAAAGAUGUGUAUAUAGAUUUGCAUAUGUUAGAUUUCAAAGUACUGAAUGUAGGAAACUAAAACAUACACUUGGGAAAGAAGUGUAUAACAGACAGAAGAGGUUUCUGUAAUGGUUACAGAUUGUAUGUUGUAUUAAAUGUAAAUAUGUAGUAUUCCAUUAAAAAGGGAAGUUUAGACCGAUGCAUUGAAAAUAAAAUGUUUUGUGUGAUAUCUGUGAGAAAUGUAAAUAAACUGUGUUACAGAGUUAGAUUGGUUGCAGAAGUACUAAAGUGGUUUCAAUUUGAAUAGUUUGUUUUCUUUCUUUAUUUUUCAAGUUUGUUGUUACUGCUGUUGCUGAACAGAUAAAACUGUACUGAAUCUGAUCAAAUGUUUGUCUUAUUUUUGUAUAAAAAAACUGUUCUGUGCUGCUCCCAUUUGAAAAGUGGUUGGCCUCAUCCAAUUUACCAAUUGCUUUUGGUCAGCUAAAAUAUGUGAAAAUAAAUGGGAUAAC
Molecule: messenger RNA, 3103 nt
Organism: Sinocyclocheilus grahami
Lineage: Eukaryota; Metazoa; Chordata; Actinopteri; Cypriniformes; Cyprinidae
Gene: slc25a29
Product: solute carrier family 25 member 29
Exons: 4
Coding region: 383-1309 (308 amino acids)
Biological process (GO): mitochondrial L-ornithine transmembrane transport
Cellular component (GO): mitochondrion
Molecular function (GO): high-affinity L-arginine transmembrane transporter activity
Source: RefSeq, a predicted model, not a curated record